UUACGGUAGACUUCGAGUGAAACACAAGUGCUUAGUUUGUAGUGUGUAAAAGUGGCCAAUUUUAAAUUAAUAUUUAACGCUGUGGCACAGCCAUGGUGAACGCAAAAAUGAAAAUCAUUUUGCCACUAGUCGUGUGGAUUGUGCUGUUCUCGAACUCGGCACAUUCACAAUCCCGAAGAAGUUCGGGACGUUUAAAAAGUGAAGUAUUUUUUCUGAAUCUCGAGGAUGGCUAUUUUGGCUGUCAAGUAAAUGAAUCAACAGAUUACCUACAAUUAUUUGAAUUAUCAAAGAUAUGUGAUGGGAACUCAGACUGUUUUAUGGGUUCCGAUGAAUUAAGCAAAGACCUUAAAUGUACAAGUGACUGCGACAAAGAUGGUACGGUAUGCUCCAAUGGAGCUUGCUUAGACUCUCAAUGUCACUGCAAUGAUGGGUUCGGAGGUUGUAAUUGUCAAGUUCCAGAUGAGAACGAAUGCAAAUAUCGACCUUGUGAUGUCUUUGCGCAUUGCACAAAUACUCUAGGAAGUUUUAUGUGCACAUGCUUUCCAGGGUAUCACGGCGAUGGACUUCAUUGUGAAGACAUUGACGAAUGUGCAGAUCCAUCGAUCGCUGCACGAUGUGUGGAAAACGCAGAGUGCUGUAAUUUACCAGCUCACUUUCUAUGCAAAUGUAAAGCAGGUUUUGAAGGUGAUGGUGAAGAGUUUUGUGCAGAUAUCAACGAAUGUGCAAAACCAGAUGCGUGUGGCAUCAACACAAACUGCUUUAAUACGCCAGGAAAUUACUCGUGCGCAUGUCAAGACGGUUUCGAAGGGAAUCCUUUUGAUGGGUGCGUUGACAUUGACGAGUGUUUGAAUCCACUUGCUUGUGGAAGUGGUGCUACCUGUACGAAUCUUGAGGGCGGUCAUCGCUGCGACUGUCCUGAAGGUUUCGCCGGGGAUGCCCGAUCACCAACUGGCUGCGUAGAUUUUGAUGAAUGCGCUCGUUCACCGUGUGGCCGAGAUGCUCACUGUGUAAAUACGGAUGGAAGUUUUCGUUGUUUAUGCCCUGAGGGAAGAGCUGGAAAUCCGAUGGAAUCGUGUAAUGAUGUAAAUGAAUGUAUCGAUGAACCCUGUGGAGAAAAUGCAAUCUGUACUGACACCAUUGGCAGCUUCGUAUGCUCGUGUAAACCUGAUUUUACGGGAAAUCCAUACAAAGGAUGUUCAGACAUUGACGAAUGUACAGCAUUGAAAAAUCCAUGUGCCGAACAUGCGAUUUGUGAAAAUACAUCUCCUGGAUACACUUGCAAGUGUCCCCAAGGAUUCGUGGCGAAACCGGAUCCGAAAACCUAUUGCGAACAAGUGGACGUGAAUAUACUUUGUACUGGCAACUUUGACUGUACCAAUAACGCUGAAUGCAUCGAUGGUCAGUGCUUCUGUCAAGAUGGUUUCGAACCACACGGAUCCAGUUGCAUUGACAUUGACGAAUGCCGAACUCAACCCAAUAUCUGUGGAGACCAUGCAAACUGCAUCAACAUUGCUGGCUCAUUCCGAUGUGAAUGUUUGUCGGGCUAUGUGGGAACACCGCCACGAAUUCAAUGCAAAGCUCCCUGCGAAGAUGUCAAAUGCGGUCAGCAUGCAUACUGUAAACCCGAUGGAACAGACGCUUACUGUAUUUGUGAAGAGGGUUGGACGUAUAAUCCCAAGGACAUUUCUGCUGGUUGCGUUAAAAUCGAUGAAUGUGACAUUCCUGGAAAAUGUUCUUGUCCUCCAGGCUACACAGGAAACCCGACCACCGAGUGCCUUGAUAUUGAUGAAUGUUUAACGGAAAAUCGUUGUGGAUUUGGAGCAGUUUGUAAGAAUACACCCGGCGGCUACGAAUGUACUUGUCCGGAAGGAACAAUUCCUGAUCCAGAUCCAACUGUCAGAUGCAUAGCAGUUGUAACAUGUAAAGUGGAUAACGACUGUCCCGGUAACGCAAUAUGUGACAAUCAUCACAGAUGUUUAUGCCCAGAACCGAAUGUCGGCAAUGACUGUCGUCAUCCGUGUGAAAGCAUUUCAUGUGGACCGAAUGCUCAUUGCAUGAUCGUGAAUAAAGUAGCGCAGUGUAUAUGUAGCGAAGGAUUUGCAGGAACUGGUGACAAUUUCGGAGGAUGUUUGGACAUCAACGAAUGUUUAGGAAAUCCAUGUCCUUCCGGAGCGGUUUGCACAAACAUCCCUGGAAGUUACUUAUGCCAAUGUCCCGGAGGAACUAACGGUGAUGCAUACAAAGAUGGCUGCUCUCGAAUGGCUGACACACAAUUCAGUUGUAGCACAGACCAUCCAUGCCCAGUUGGAGAGAAUUGUGUGACUGACUCGUUCACCGGAUCAAGUGUUUGUAUCUGUCGCCAAGGUUAUACAAGAGAUCAAUCAUCUGGUAAAUGUGUCGAUGUCGACGAAUGUUCCUCACAGCGAGACAAGCCAGCUUGUGGAGACAAUGCCUUAUGUAAAAAUUUGCCAGGAAGUUAUGAAUGCCAAUGCCCGCCAGGAUUCUACGGUAACCCAUACUCAUUAUGCGAAGAAUGCAACAGUCUGGAGUGCCAAUGUCAGCCGCCCUAUAAGUUUGUUGGAGGAAAUUGCAUUUUGGCUGGUUGUUCAGAUGGUGGAAAGUGUCCGCAUGGUGCUGAAUGUAUAUCCAUUGCUGGUGGCGUUAGUUACUGUGCCUGUCCAAAAGGAUACCGUACACAAGCAGAUGGAUCUUGUAUUGACGUUAAUGAGUGUGUCGAGGGUCAACAAGUGUGUGGCUAUGGCGCCGAAUGUAUCAAUAAACCAGGAAGCUACGAAUGUGUAUGCCCCAUCGGCUAUGGAGGUGAUCCAUAUCAUGGUUUGUGUGCAGCACCACAGAGACGCUGCUCUUCUGAUCGCGAAUGUGGAUUGAACGAAAAAUGUGUACAGCCGGGAGAAUGUGUCUGCCCACCACCGUUUUUCUUGGACACCAGCGAUGGAAAUAAAUGCAAAAGUCCAUGCGAUCGAUAUCCAUGCGGCAUUAACGCCAAAUGCACACCGAGUGAUCCACCACAAUGCAUGUGUGAAGUAGGCUAUCGUGGCGAUCCGCUCAGAGGUUGUACUAGCGAAAACGAAUGUGCUAAUUCUCCAUGUGCGUACGGAGCACAAUGUAUCAACGAAAAAGGCGGUUACAAAUGUGUGUGUCCCAAAGGUCAAAUCGGUGACGCGUACAAGGGUGGCUGUAUUCUGGAAAAUGGCUCCGUCAAAACACAAUGUUCCGAUAACUCAGAUUGUGCACCAACAUUAGCCUGUGUCCAAGGUAGAUGUAUCAGUCCUUGCAGCAGUUUAUUGUGUGGACCAAAUGCUUACUGUGAACCAGAGAAUCAUGCUGCAUGGUGUCGGUGUCGUGUCGGCUUUAUCGAAGGUCCCAACGGAGAAUGUUUGUCACAAUGCUCCGAUUAUUUCUGUGGCCAUGAUGCCGUUUGUAUUGUAACUCCCGAUGGUCCGACAUGUAAAUGUCCAUCAGGAUUGUUGGGAAAUCCAUUCCCAGGCGGAUCCUGUGUAACUGAUCAAUGUUCUGCUACAAAACCAUGUACCGAUUCGCAAGUCUGCAUUGGAGGCCGAUGCAAGCACCGAUGUGAAAAUAUAGUUUGUGGAGUCGGUGCCACUUGUAAUCCGACCAAUGGACGAUGUGUCUGUGAACCCAAUUUCGUUGGAAAUCCAGAUCUGCUGUGUAUGCCACCAAUUUCAUCACCAGCAUGUGAACCCGGUUGCGGACAAAAUGCCCAUUGUCAAUACGGUACGUUCUCGAAUCAAUGUGCCUGUAAUCCAGGAUCCGUUGGUAAUCCCUAUGAGACAUGUGGACCUCAGCGAAAGACUUCAUGUAGUCAAACAUCAUGCGGAAUUGGAGCUGAGUGCCGUGAAGACGGCGUAUCCCUCGAUUGUGUCUGUCCACCCGGUUAUUUCGGCAAUCCUUUCGUUCAGUGUCAUGACAUCGAUGAAUGCUCGAACGGAGCUUGUGGUCAAGGUGCCAUUUGCAUAAACACACCGGGAAGUUACGAUUGCAAGUGUCAACCAGGAUCUACUGGAAACCCAUUCUCGAUUUGUACGCCUUUGCAGAAGAAUGCUUGUGACAAUCCACAUCGGUGCCAGUGCGAUGCAAAUACAUUGUGUCCAUCCGGCUUCCGUUGCGAAAAAGGGAAGUGCCGCGAUUUAUGUGAAAAGAUUAACUGCGGUCCAAGAGCUGGAUGUGAUUCUGGUAAAUGUGUUUGCCCUCCUGGAUACAUUGGUUCACCGGACGACCUAAACAAAGGAUGCUACAUCCAUGAUCAAUGUGACAUCGACCAAGACUGUAAAUCGUCAGAGAUUUGCUUCCAAAUUACUCGCGGAUUACGUAAAUGUAUCGAUGGCUGUAGUCGAUUCCAAUGUGGACCGAACGCCUUAUGUAUCACAAAGAACCACCGUUCGUCUUGUAUUUGUGGCGACGGUUACUUUGGAAAUCCAAGCGACUUUGAAUUGGGUUGCCAGAAGCAUAGUACGAAAAACGAUCCAGACGGCUGCCAAUCGAACGGAGACUGUGAAAAGGGAUACAUUUGCUCAUUCGAUGUGACCGGCAAGCGAUCAUGCAUCAAUCCAUGUGAAAAUGUUGCUUGUGGCACAAACGAACACUGCAAAUUGGACAAAAAUAGCAAUCCAAUCUGUGAAUGCAAAGAGAGCUUCGUUUGGAAUCCCGUGUCGUCCAGAUGCGAAAAACCCUCGAUUCCGGAUUGUGUAACCGAUGAAGAUUGUCCAUCUAAUGCGGCUUGUCGACCCGAUGUUCUCGGAAUACUCAAAUGCCAAUCGAUUUGCUCAGAAUUCCAAUGUCCUGCGAAUUCAGCCUGUGUAGCCAGACAGCAUCAAGGUAACUGUGAAUGUUUGUCAGGCUUCGUUGGAAAUCCAAAGGAUCGUAACGGUUGCCGAUUGGAACGACAAAAUCAAUGUUUGACGAGUGCCGAGUGCCCAGAAUCUGAAACGUGUGUCAAAAACAAUGAACUGGGAGUGUUCAUGUGUCGUCCAGCAUGCGAACAUGUUCAAUGUGGACCUCACGCUGUAUGCGUUACAAACAACCACGUAGCCAAAUGUCAAUGUCCACCUGGUCCAUAUGAUGGCGAUCCUUAUGAUAUGACUGGCGGAUGCAAAUCUGUUCCAUGUGUUUAUAACAUUGACUGCCCGCCGACCCAACUGUGUAACCGACUUACACACACCUGUUACGAUGUUUGCGAUGAAGAAUCUUGCGGUGAAAACGCAAUCUGUAUCGCAGAAGACCAUCGUGCUGUGUGUCAAUGUCCUCCGGGAUACAAAGGCGAUCCAAUUCCAGACGUUGGCUGCAAAUUGACAUCAUCCUGCGACGAAUGUGCAUCCAAUGCUGUGUGUGAACAUGGACCGAAUGGCGCAAUUUGUAAAUGUCCACCAGGUCUUAUUGGUUAUCCAACAACAACCGGAUGUUUCCCGAUUGGAACAUGCCCCAACGGCGAUGCAGAUUGUCCAAGCACGGCCUACUGUAUCAAUGGCCGAUGUGCUGAUAAGUGUGACAAAGCUUGUGGCCCGAAUAUGGUCUGCAAAAUUGAAAACGGCAAAGCGAACUGUGUAUGUCCGUACAAAUUCAAAUUCGUUUCGAAUGAAGCGCGUGACGGAUGUGCUAGAGAUACAAUUGGAUGUACCAGCGACAUUGAAUGCGAUGGAGGCGUUUGCUACAAUAAUCAAUGUUCUGUAGCCUGUCGAAAUGAAAAUGAUUGUGCGGAAAAUGAGAAUUGCAUACAAAACAUCUGUUUGGUGAAGUGUUCCAGCCACAGUCAGUGUCCAGCCAAUCAAGCCUGUACCAAUGGAGUAUGCGCCUUGGGAUGUCGUAGCAACAAGGACUGUUCUACAAACGAAGUGUGUUACAACAGCAAAUGCCAGAACCCAUGCGAAACGGCUGGAGUUUGCGGUCCUAAUGCUCUGUGCAAAUUUGAUAACCAUGUCACGUCCUGUAAAUGCCCCGUUGGAUUCGAAGGCAAUCCAACUCCCGAACAAGGCUGUGUACGUUUCCCAUCAUCUUGUACAGCCACAAAUCAAUGCCCAGCUGGACACAUGUGUAUCGGUAAUCAAUGUAACGUACCUUGCACCGACAACUUAUCUUGCGCCAUUGGUGAACGUUGCGCAAACAGUGUAUGCGCUAAAGUUUGUUACACAAACAACAAUUGCCUACCAGGUGAGAUUUGUAACGACAAAGGAACGUGUCAACCGGGUUGUGGAUCGGACAGUGAUUGUCCAGCAACACAAGUGUGCAUCAAUGGCAAGUGUAAAUGUGGAUCUGGAUUCAUUGGAACCCCAUUCGGUUGUUCAGAUAUCGAUGAAUGUACGGAAAAACCGUGUCAUCCGAGUGCGCGAUGCGAAAAUGCACCUGGUUCGUUCAGAUGUGUUUGUCCUGGUAAAACAGUUGGAGAUCCAUAUGGCAAUCCCGGAUGUGUACAACCGAAUCAAUGUAGUCGUGACGCUGAUUGUGCUGCUAAUUUGGCUUGCGUGCAAGGAAAAUGUACAGAUCCUUGCUCUGUAACACAAUGUGGAAGAAGUGCUCAAUGUCAAUCUGUGGAUCACAAAGCAUUGUGUCAUUGUCCAUCAGGUCAUCUAGGCGACCCAUUGGACAAAAGUAUUGGAUGCUUCAGAGUUGAAUGUAUCAACGACGAUGAUUGUGACUUGACCCGAACCUGUCUGGGUGAUUCGUACAAAUGUGCGAACCCAUGCGAUAACGUAAAUUGUGGUCGUGGAUCCUGUCAUGUUGAAAACCAUCAAGCCAUAUGCACUUGCUCGCCAGGAUACAUGAUUAUCGAGAAUAUUUGCCAGGACAUCGAUGAAUGCUCGAACAAUCCAUGCCAUCAAUCGGCUUAUUGUCGAAAUGCCCCAGGAAACUACGUUUGCUCGUGUCCCGAUGGCUUAGUUGGCGAUCCAAUUUCGACAGGAUGCCGUGCGCCUGGUGAAUGUUUCACAGACUCUGAUUGUCCUAGCAAUGCUGCGUGCGACAAUGCUCGAUGCACGAAUCCGUGUGAAAAUCCAAAUAUUUGCGGCAAGAAUGCAUUGUGCUCGGUUAGAGGUCAUUCGGCUGUGUGCAAGUGUCCUGGAAAUGCCAGAGGAGACGCACAUCAUGAAUGUGUCAUUGUUGAAUGUAGCGACAAUACAGACUGUGAUCCAUCCAAAUCUUGCAUCGAUUCGAAAUGUAUUGACCCGUGUUCGCUGUCUAACUCGUGCGGACAGAAUGCCAAUUGUUACGUGGAAAAUCAUAUCGGAAUCUGUUCGUGUCAUCCAGGUACAACAGGUAAUCCACUACUGGGAUGUGUUCCGGUGCAAUAUUGCAACAGCGAUAAUCAAUGCCAGGCAGGAACUAUUUGCAACAAUGGAAUCUGCUGUUCACUAUGCUCGUCGAAUCGAGAAUGUAUCAACGGACAACUUUGUCUACAAGGCGUCUGUCAACCUACUUGCAACAGUAACACCACUUGCCCCGACUUCCAAUACUGUCUGAAUAAUAUCUGCACCAAGGAAGUUAGAUGUCGCAGUGACAAUGACUGCGAUCCAACCGAGAAUUGUGUUCAAGAUUCAUACGGUCGUUCGGAGUGUAAGAAUUCAUGCGAUGGACGAACGUUGUGCGGUCGAAAUGCUGAAUGUAACGCUCGAAAUCAUAAUGCGGACUGUAGUUGCAAAGCUGGCUUUGCUGGUGAUGCAAAGGUCGGUUGCCGAAAGAUCGAAUGUGAAAGCGAUAAGGACUGCUCGAAUGAUAAGCUAUGCGACCAGAAUAUGUGUAAAAUUGCAUGCCUCGUAGGACGACCGUGCGGAGAAAAUGCAUUGUGUUCCGCUGAAAACCACAAGCAAGUUUGUUAUUGUCAACCGGGCUACAGUGGCGAUCCGCGUGUACGCUGUGACGCAGUCGAUUUUUGUCGCGAUGCUCCUUGUGGCCCUGGAGCUAAAUGUAAAAACAGUAAAGGUUCGUUCCAAUGUUCGUGUGGUCGCGGUUUGGUUGGCGAUCCAUAUAAUGAAGGAUGUCGCCCAGCAGUCGAAUGUUUGAGGAAUCAAGAUUGCCCGGAAAGUGCCGAAUGUGUCAAUGUACGAGGCGAACCGAAAUGUAGAGAUGUUUGCGAAGACAAAGUGUGUGGACCGAAUGCUGCUUGCGAAGCUGUCAAUCAUGUUAGCAGAUGUGUAUGCAGACCUGGAUACGAUGGGAAUCCUUUGGACAAUGGCAUCGGAUGCAGACCACUGCCCGUGCCAUGUCGACAAUCGUCAGAAUGUCCAGCUGAUUCGUACUGUUACAAUCAAAUUUGCAAGCCGACCUGCAACAAUGAUUUGGAAUGCGCUUUGAACGAAGUUUGCGAUCACAGCCAAUGCAUAAAUCCUUGCGAUCAACCGAAGGCAUGUGGAAUGAAUGCACAAUGUACAUGUAACAAUCACUAUAAGCAAUGCUCAUGCGCUCCUGGAUUUACUGGAGACUCUGCUAUUGAAUGUGUACGAAUUCCAACGUCUUGCGCCUCAAACCAAGAUUGUGCUGAGGGUGAUACAUGUCGAGAUUCAAUGUGUCUACCACGUUGCAGACUUGAUCAGGAUUGUGCUUUGAAUGAGAAAUGUCUACGUGGAAACUGUAUGCUGACAUGCCGUGUCGACAAUGAUUGCUUCCUCGGCCACAUUUGUCUCCAUAAUCGCUGUAUCUUUGCCUGUCACACCGAUGAAGAUUGCAGUGCUAGUGAAUCGUGUCGCAAUAAUACCUGCACUAAUCCAUGCAAAGAAAAUCCUUGCGGUCCAAAUGCUGUGUGCUCAGUUUCCAAUCAUCGAGCAACAUGCUCUUGCCUCACUGGUAUGGUACCAAGUCCAACUGCAGUGGUUGGCUGUGUACGUACUCCCGCACUGUCUUGUACCGAGAAUCGCGGGUGUCCAUCCAGCUACGGCUGUUUCGAUGGAUCGUGUCGACCAAUGUGUGCCAGUGAUUCAAACUGUCUGAGCAAUGAACGCUGUGAGCGAGGAUCUUGCAAACCUUUAUGUCGUCGUGAUGAUGAUUGCAGAAAUGGUGAAAUUUGCCAAGGUCUUAUUUGCUCGGCUGGAUGUCGGUCGGAUGACGAUUGUCCUCUAAACCUAGGAUGCAUCAAUCAACAAUGUGUCGAUCCAUGUGUUGGCGGUACAACUUGCGGUACAAAUGCUGAAUGUCGAUGUGUUAAUCACAAGAAGCAAUGUACUUGCCCUCCACCACUUGUAGGCGAUGCCAACAUUGGAUGUAAAUUCCCGACAACUAUUUGCGGACAACACAACGAUUGUCCACCGAAUCACUCUUGCUAUGGAAAUGUAUGCCAGGCCACUUGUCGUGGCGAUCAAAAUUGCUUGUCUGACGAACGAUGUGUACGUGGAGUUUGUCGAGCUAUUUGCAAUAGUGAUGCUUCGUGUGGUCAAGGACAAAUUUGUGAGAAUCGUUUGUGUCAAAUCGGAUGCAGAAGUGAUAAUGUGUGCCCGAGUGAUCAAGCGUGUAUCAACAAUCAAUGUACUAAUCCAUGUACAACCACUGGCCAAUGUGGUACAUGUGCAGACUGUUCUGUUAUCAAUCACGGUGUUCAAUGCAGUUGCCCUGCUGGUUUCCUCGGAAACGCUCUAUCAGCAUGCACACUGCCGUUACAGAGAUGCAACUCAUAUUGUCAAUGUGACGAAGCCGGUGUAUUCUGCGCAGAAACGUGUAACACGAAUAAUGAAUGCUCCUGCGGACAAAUCUGCUCUCGUGGUAAAUGCCGAACAAAAUGUAAUCCCGGAGCUUGUCCAGCUGGCCAACUUUGUCAAAAUGGAGCUUGCAUUGCCGGUUGCCGUUCGAAUUUGGACUGUUCCAAUGAUCGAUCGUGCAUCAAUGGACAGUGCUUGGACCCGUGUCUCCGUGACAAUGCUUGCGGAAAGAAUGCUCUCUGUAAAGUGUCUGAACAUCGAACAAUUUGCUUAUGUCCCGAUGGCUUCCAAGGCGAACCUGUCAAAGGAUGUUUACCCUACGAAUGCCAAACGAAUGACGACUGCGAAUACGACAAACUGUGUGAGAGUGGCUCCUGUAAAAACCCAUGUCUCCAGCCCGGAGCAUGCGGUAUAAAUGCCCAAUGUCGUGUUGUAAAUCGUCACGCCCAAUGUUCGUGCCCACCAGGACACUAUGGAAAUCCAGCUCUCGAAUGUUCGCCACAAAUCAUUGGUGCCUGUGCUCGAAAUCCGUGUGGUGAAAAUGCCAGAUGCCGUGAAGUGAAUGACGGAUAUGAAUGCAGUUGUGCACCGGGAUGUGUUGGUGAUCCUCGCAGUGGAUGCAUAUGCGGUGGGCAACAAGUCAAUUUAUGUGCCGAUCAAUCUUGCGGUCGAAAUGCCGCUUGUAGAGUAUUGAAUCACAAUGAACCGGAAUGUUACUGUCCGCCAGAAUUCCCGAAUGGUGAUCCGUACAUUGAAUGCAAUCAAUACCGAGACAAUUCAGGAGAUUGCCAGAUCAAGGGAUGUCCGACAGGUGAAUGUGUUCAACAAGGAAAUGGUUAUGUUUGCCGACAAGACAAGGAGUGCUCCAGCGAUAUUGAUUGUGCCGGCGAAAAAGCAUGUUUGAAUGGAUUCUGUUCGGAUCCAUGUUCGAUUCGAGGCGCAUGCGGUGAAAAUGCAUUAUGCCAAACGGUCUUACACCGACCGCGAUGCUCUUGUCCCAAUUGCUAUGUCGGACGACCGGAUAUCGAAUGCAAAGCAGAUCCCGUUUGUGAAGGCUUAACAACAGAGACACCCCGUCCUGCCGAUACAAUGCUAUGCGCUAGUGACACUGAUUGUCCCGAUUGGUUGCGCUGUGAUCGAUAUGGCCAAUGUUCCGAUCCGUGCGAUGAUGUUACAUGCGUUGAUAACAAGAAAUGCGAACCACGAAAACACCGACCGGUGUGCGUGUGUAAAUUUGGAUUCGUUGUGAACGAGAAUGGUGAAUUGAUAUGCGCACCUGACAAACGCGAAUGUUCGCGUGACGAUGAAUGUGCCUCGAAUAUGGCAUGCAUCGAAAUGAGAUGCAAGAAUCCAUGCAUCGUAACGGCUAAUCGACAACCGCCUUGUCCGACUGAUAAAUCAUGUCUAGUCCAAGAUCACAAGCCAGUCUGCAUAUGCAUGAAGGACUGCAGCCCAUCGAUAUCUAUAUGCUUGCGUGACAGUGGAUGUCCUGCGGGUUUAGCUUGUCGAAACUUUCAAUGCAUUAAUCCAUGCGACUUUGCUUCAUGUGCUGCUAAUUCACCUUGCUUUGUGGAAGACCAUAAACCCAUAUGCAAAUUCUGUCCACAGGGAUUCAUUGCUGAUGCACGAAAUGGAUGUCAAAAAGAAAUUGGAUGUACGUCAAGUUCGGACUGUCCAUUGCAAAGUGCGUGCAUUAAUGCACUUUGUGUUGACCCAUGCAAAUUUACUGAUCUAUGUUCAGCCGAACAAGAAUGUCGCGUGGAGAAUCAUCAACCGGUUUGCUUGAAGGUUUGCGAAUGCCAAACCGAUAGAGAUUGUCAUGGAGAAGCUAAAUGCGAUGGCUGCAACUGCUUAUCUCAACGUGAUCCUGGCUUUGGUUGCGAACAUUGUCCACCAGGUGUGCGAUGCGAUCCGAUCACCGGAGCGUGCAUAAAAGACAAAACAACACCUACCACUCCAAAAACAUUAACCGAAGUAACCCAAACCGAUAGUACCUUAACCACCACUGAAAUUACUAAUUCAAUUCCAACGACAACGGAAAAUGAUCUCGAAAACUUCGAAACGAAAACCAUGAAAACGAUGAACGUGGAACGGACGACGGUCGGUUCGACUAAAGCGAACGAUUCAAACGAAACUGGAUUGAAUAAGGGCCCACGAGUUGGCGAAAACAAUAUCACAGACACGUAUCCGAGAACAACGGUUGGAUUGGAUGAUAAUGAAUUCUCUAGUGUUGUCGAUGAUAACGUUACCACUACGACGGAAAGUGGCGACAUAACAACCACUCAAUCGAGUACAGAUGCUACAACUAUGUUUGACAAUGAACCAGAUUUUACGCGCAGCGAUUCGGUUAUAACUAAAUCGUCAAAAUCGCCUGGCGCUUCAACUGAGCCGAUAACUACAAUUGAUGUAACUACUACCACCGAGUCCGAUAUUACAACUGAACCUAUUUCUGAAUUUACACCAACAACCGUAACCACGGUAAAAGUUUCAACUAAUCGAACCACUGCGAAAGAUGUACCAACCACUAAAUCCGUGAACAUGAGCUUUGAGCCUACAACUGAAUCGGAUGAUUCAUUCCGUAUGAUGGACACAACGAAAAGUGUUGAUGGGACAACGCACUCAGAAAAUACGAGAAAAACCACAAGAAUUGAUACAUCAUUAGAGCACGAAGAUGAAUCGACAACGCGGACAACUGUUGGUGUCACCGAAACCACAACCGAUGCAUCGACAAUACUAACAACUAAUGAUGAUGCCGUUGCUCGCACAGAAAUCGCAAUAAUCGAUUCGGUAACGAAUGCAAUAACCAAAAAAUGUAACCGCACCACCGAUUGCACUGCAAAAGAACAGUGUGUGGAUGGUCGUUGUUUAACAAUAUGCGAUGCUAACAAUAACAUCAACUGUAUAAAAGAACCCAGCGGAACAACGAAAGUAUUCGAUCCAUGUCAAUCGGAUAAUGAUUGCAUCGAAACGGAAACCUGUUAUCGCGGUUUUUGCCAAAAUCCAUGCGAAAUGGAUAGUGUUUGCGCACCGUCGGCUAAAUGCAAAGCAAUCAAACAUCGUCCGAUGUGUUCAUGUCCGGAUCGAUACCAAGGAAAUCCAGCUGUAAAGUGUACACCGGUUCUGCCACUGCAAUGCACACGAAACGAAGAUUGUCCUCACACUGAGGCCUGUAUAGCAAACAUGUGUCAAAGACCAUGUGAUGUACAUAAUCCAUGCGCCUACAAUGCGGUCUGUGUCAAUGUGAACCACGGCUCAGACUGCAGUUGUCGCGAAGGUCUUGCCGGCGACGGCUAUGUGGGAUGCAAGCCAGUCAAUACCUACCUGCCGAACAUUUGCCAUUACAACGAAGAUUGUCCACCUGACAAACUCUGUGACCGUUUGAAUCGUAUAUGUAUCAACCCUUGUUUGGAAGACUCAUGUGGUGACAAUGCUGAAUGUUUCCCCGUUAAUCACGGUAUUGAAUGUCGAUGCUAUCAAGGCUUUGUCGGUAACCCAUACAUUGAGUGCAAUCAACUGCAAGGAUGUCGCUCCGAUUCGGAGUGUAGCUCAAACGAAGCUUGUAUCAAUGGAGAGUGUGCUUCUCCAUGCCAAUGCGGUGCCUAUGCACUUUGUGAUGUCGUUAAUCAUAGAGCAACUUGUAAAUGUCCACCCGGAUAUUCUGGCAAUGGUAAAAGUGGAUGUCAACCUCCUAAGAACCCGUGCGAUCCAAAUCCUUGCGGAGUUGGUGCAUUGUGUGAAUUGGAUCGUGGUAACCCAAUUUGUUUCUGUCCAAAAGGACUCACUGGAAAUCCUUUCAAGAAUUGCAUUCCUGAAGGUGAUGAAUGUACUCCGAAUCCCUGUGGCCCGAACAGUGGCUGUCGCCGUGUCAACGGUCAACCACUUUGUUUCUGUUUACCAGAAUUCGAAGGCAAUCCUCCACAAACUCCAUGUGCACUGCCACAAAAUCCAUGUAGUCCAUCACCUUGCGGACCGAACACUCAAUGUACGAUAUUGGGUAACGGUUUUGCCAAGUGUACAUGUCUUCCCGGCUAUAUCGAAUCACCAAACACAAUACGUGGCUGUGUUGAACCCAAAAAUCCAUGUGAACCAAAUCCUUGCGGUCCUGGUGCUGUGUGCGAUUCAUCUCGAAAUCCUGUUUGUUCAUGUCCGGAACCACUAGUCGGAAAUCCGUUCAGGGAAUGCACAACUCCAAUUGUCACACAAGAACUCUGUCAACCCGGCCCUUGUGGACGGAAUGCUGAUUGUUAUGUUUCAAAUAAUCGCGAACAGUGCUUCUGUCAGCAAGGUUACAUUGGUGAUCCAUACGUCGGUUGCCGAGAACCACCGAGAAGUCCAUGCGAACCAAAUCCAUGUGGUCCAGGUGCACAGUGCAUUGUUACUCCUGAUGGUCAAAGCAUGUGCAGAUGUCCGGAUGGUCUAGGCGGUGAUCCAACAAGUGUAACUGGAUGUCAUGGCUAUGAGUGUUUGGUUGAUGACGAUUGCGGCCUCCAAGAGGCUUGCAUUAGUUUCAGAUGCCGCGAUCCAUGUCCUGGCUCUUGUGGAGCAAAUGCCUACUGUAAAGUCGAGAAACACCAUCCUGUGUGCUUCUGUGAACGAGGUCUGAUUGGCAAUCCGUUGAUUCAGUGCUAUGCUCAAGAUGAACCCCAGGAUACACCUUGCAAUCCGAGUCCUUGCGGAGCGAAUACAUAUUGUACUGUGCUCAAUAAUCGUCCCGUUUGUUCAUGUCUCCCUGACUACUUGGGUGAACCACAUACCGGUUGCCGACCAGAAUGUGUAUUGAACUCAGAUUGUCCACAAGGCAAAAGCUGUAUCAACAAACGGUGUGAGAAUGCUUGCAUCGGUUCCAUUUGCGGUAUAAAUGCUGAAUGUCGCGUAUCAUAUCACACGGCAACUUGUUCGUGUCUAAACGGCUAUAUGGGCAAUGCAUUCAUCCAUUGCCUACCAAUUACGAAUACAACAUCGCAACCGUGUCAUUCCGAUCCGUGUGGUGCCAAUAACGUUUGUAAUGUGUACGGAAAUAAUGUUGCGUUGUGUGAUCCAUGCGCCGGACCGAAUUCGUACAAUGAUCCACAAUGUCGACCUGAAUGUCUAUCGAACACAGAUUGUCCAUUCGACAAAGCUUGCAUACGGAACAGAUGUCAGGAUCCAUGUCCAGGAGUUUGUGGAGUAAACGCCAUUUGCUCCGUGUACAAUCACAAUCCGGUUUGCACGUGUCCACAAGGACUUUACGGUAAUCCUUUCGCUCACUGCUCGGUCAUCGAUGAUGAACCAGAAACGUGUGAUACCAUCCGAUGCGGACCGAACGCCGAGUGUCGCCAACAAAACGGUGUUUUGGCCUGUGUUUGCCUCAAAGACUACUAUGGCGAUCCGUUGAGUGGAUGUAGACCGGAGUGUGUUAUCAAUCCUGAUUGCCCGGCAGACAAAGCAUGUUCCAAUUUGAAAUGUGUUAAUCCUUGCAUCGGAGCCUGUGGUGUCAAUGCACAAUGUCAAGUCGUUAAUCAUGUGGCAGUUUGUUAUUGUCCACCACAUCAUACUGGCGAUGCACUCGUUUCAUGUGUCAAAGAAGAAGUACAACAAGUUCCACCAAUUAAUCCAUGUGAACCCUCACCGUGUGGCCCGAACAGUCGUUGUUUGGUGUCCGAAAGCCGAUAUGCAGUGUGCUCUUGUUUACCUGGAUACCGUGGAAGUCCACCAGUUUGUCAACCAGAAUGUACAGCGAGCUACGAAUGCCCCCAGAAUCGUGCGUGUGUUAAUCUUAAGUGUAUCGAUCCAUGCCCUGGUACGUGCGGAGUAGGAGCUCGUUGUGAAGUCAUCAGUCACAAUCCAAUCUGUAGCUGUCCUAAUGGCAAAGGAAAUCCGUUCGUGUCUUGUGUUUAUGAGGAAGAAAGAACACCGGAACCAAAUCUACCAGAAAAUCCAUGCUCUCCGUCACCAUGCGGACCAUUCUCGAUAUGUCAAAUCAAACAAGGCCGACCAGUGUGCUCGUGCGUUGAAAAUUACAUUGGAAGUCCGCCCUACUGUCGACCAGAGUGUGUUCUCAGUGAUGAUUGUCCUCAGAACAAGGCCUGCAUACGUGAAAAAUGUCAAGAUCCUUGCAUCAAUUCUUGCGGACCAAACGCCGAAUGUCAUGUCGUCGCCCAUUCCGCUUAUUGUAGCUGUAAAACAGGUUAUCAAGGUGACGCUUUCAUCGGCUGUAACAGGAUUCCGGAGCCAAUUGUUGAGGUCCGAGACCCGUGCGUGCCAUCUCCCUGCGGAGAAAAUGCUGAAUGUACGGAACGCAACGGUGUGGCCAGAUGUACAUGCAUUCCACCAUACAUUGGUGACGCUUACACAACUGGUUGUCGUCCCGAAUGUGUAUUCAAUGCUGACUGUGCCAGCAAUUUGGCUUGCAUCAAACAGUAUUGCCGUGAUCCGUGCCGUGGAGUCUGUGGACAAAAUGCUGAAUGUUCUGUUGUCAACCACAUCCCCGUUUGUACUUGCGAGAGAGGCUAUGAAGGCGAUCCAUUUAUUGGCUGCCGAGCAAAGGAAGAAUCACGUCAACCACCGAAAAAUCCAUGCGAACCAUCACCGUGCGGUCCGAACUCGAAUUGCCGCGUGCAAGGCGAUCGUCCAAUUUGCUCAUGCAAGGUCGGAUACUUGGGAUCACCGCCUGGCUGUCGACCAGAAUGUGUUGUUAGCUCAGAGUGUGAUCAUAAUUUUGCUUGCAUUAGUCAAAAAUGCAGGGAUCCAUGUCCUGGAACUUGUGGAGCUGGAGCAAGAUGUCAAGUAGUGAACCACAAUCCGAUUUGCAGUUGCCCAAAUAACUAUGUCGGCGAUCCGUUCGAACAAUGUGUACCGAUGAUCCACCACGAACCAGUGAACCCGUGUCAACCAAGUCCUUGCGGCCCCAACUCCGAAUGUCGUGAACACGAAAACCGUGCCGUAUGUUCUUGCGCCCGUGACAUGCUUGGAGCACCGCCGAACUGUCGACCCGAAUGUGCCAUUCAUGAAGACUGUCCAUCGAACCGAGCGUGCCAGAAUCAGAAAUGUGUUGAUCCUUGUAUCGGUUCUUGCGGCUGGUCUGCAAGAUGUACCGUGCAAAAUCAUAGACCGAUCUGUACGUGCAUCGAAGGUUAUGAAGGUGAUCCAUAUGCAAGCUGUACUGAGAAGAGGGUUGUAUAUCCUAUUGAAAUUGUGCAUCCAUGUAAUCCGUCACCAUGCGGACCGAAUGCUAUAUGUAGAGAACAGAAUGGUGCUGGCUCUUGCGCUUGUAUACAAAACUAUUACGGCGAUCCAUAUAUCGGAUGUAGACCUGAAUGUAUUCAGAACUCCGAUUGUCCGCAUGACAAAGCUUGCUUCAAUACGAAAUGUGUGAACCCUUGUCCGGGCACUUGUGGCCAAAACGCCGUCUGUAAUGUGGCAAAUCAUGUUCCGAUUUGUUCGUGUAUCGGUGGAUACACCGGUAAUGCGUUAGUUGAUUGUCAUCGAAUACAAAUCAUCGAACACAUCGAACCUCAAUAUCCUUGCCGCCCGUCUCCAUGUGGACCGUUCAGUAUUUGUCGUGAAAUCGAUGACCGUGCAAUUUGUUCGUGUCAACCAAAUUAUAUUGGUGGACCGCCAAAUUGUCGGCCAGAAUGUACGACAAGUUCGGAAUGUUCUCGGGAUAAAUCUUGUGUGAAUACAAGAUGCGUCGAUCCGUGUCCAGGUGUUUGUGGUCAUAACGCCAGAUGUCGUGUGACAAAUCACAAUCCGAUUUGUAGUUGCAAUCCAGGAUUUGUGGGCGAUCCAUUUGUGCAAUGUAUUCGCGAAAAACCACCAAUCAUCUAUGACGAUCCGAAUCCUUGUCUGCCAAACCCUUGCGGACCGAACUCUGUAUGCCGAGCUCACGAAUCACAGCCGGUUUGCUCGUGUAUACCAAAUUACAUCGGACGUCCACCUAAUUGUCGACCAGAGUGUACGGUCAACUCUGAGUGUCCCAGUAACAAAGCAUGUAUAAACGAAAAAUGUCGUGACCCGUGUAUUGGCGCAUGUGCGUUCAAUGCUGAAUGUCACGUACAUUCUCACAUACCUCGGUGUACUUGUAGCGUCGGAUACGAAGGUGAUCCAUUCUCUGGCUGCCAUAAAAUCGUUCCAAUUAAAGCUGAAAUUCCACAUCCUUGCAAUCCGUCUCCUUGCGGAGCUAAUGCUAUUUGUAAAGAACGGAACGGAGCUGGUUCAUGUUCGUGUAUUCCUGAAUACUUCGGCGAUCCAUAUGUUGAAUGUCGCCCCGAAUGUGUCAUGAAUAGUGACUGUCCGAUGAACCGUGCUUGUAGCAACAACAAGUGCGUUGAUCCUUGCCCGGGAUUAUGUGGCCAAAACGCUCUCUGCCAAGUUGCCAAUCAUAAUCCAACGUGUUAUUGCGUUGACGGUUACAUAGGCGAUCCGUUCGUUCGGUGUAAUCCACCACCAAUACAAUUCGAACCCAUCGGCGAUCCUUGCGUACCAUCUCCUUGUGGCCCAUUCAGUCAAUGUAGAACAGUUAACGAACAUGCCGUCUGUUCGUGCUUACCAAAUUACAUUGGAGCUGCUCCGAAUUGUCGACCCGAAUGCGUUGUCAGUUCCGACUGUACGCUUGAUCGGUCAUGCAUCAACAUGAAAUGUAAAGAUCCCUGUCCAGGAACUUGUGGCUUGCACGCUCGAUGUCGUGUCGUCAAUCAUAAUGCUAUCUGUAGUUGUAAUCCUGGAUUCGUGGGUGAUCCAUUUGUGAGAUGUCUUAAAGAGGAAGAAAAAAAACCUGUAGUACAUGAUGAUCCUUGCUAUCCGAGUCCGUGCGGACCGAAUAGCAAUUGUCGUGUGAUCGGUCAAACUGGCGUUUGUUCAUGUCUUGAGAAUUAUGUCGGUCGCCCUCCGAAUUGUCGACCGGAAUGCACACUCGAUUCUGAAUGUCCACGUAAUUUAGCAUGUAUCAAUGAGAAAUGUAAAGAUCCCUGUCCGGGAAGUUGUGGUAGUUACACCACUUGUACGGUUAAUAAUCAUCAACCAUUUUGUGUAUGCUAUGAACAAUAUACGGGUGAUCCGUUCUCAUCGUGCACACCAAUAAUUCAACGUGAACCCGAAAUUGCUGAACCGUGUAACCCAAGUCCUUGCGGAGCGAAUGCUCUCUGUAAAGAACGUAACGGUGCUGGUUCAUGCGUCUGUCUACCAGAAUAUCACGGAGAUCCUUACGUUGAAUGUCGACCAGAGUGUGUAAUGAACUCUGACUGUCCGAAAUCCAGGGCUUGCAUUAAUAACAAAUGUAAAGAUCCGUGCCCCGGAGUGUGUGGCCAAUCAGCUGAAUGCCAUGUGGCUAAUCAUUCGCCCUAUUGUUCAUGUUUUGCUGGAUACACAGGCAAUCCGUCAAGCGCCUGCCACUUAAUACCGAUAUUGCCUGAACCUACCAUUGAUGAACCGUGUAAUCCAUCGCCAUGCGGACCAUACAGUCAAUGCCGUAAUAUAAACGGUCAUGCUGUUUGUUCUUGCUUGAGUAAUUACAUCGGUACACCGCCGUCUUGUCGACCAGAAUGUGCUUCUAGCUCGGAAUGUUCACUUGACAAAGCGUGCAUUAAUCAAAAAUGUGUAGAUCCAUGUCCAGGUGUAUGCGGACGAAAUGCACGUUGUCAAGUGACCAACCACAAUCCAAUAUGCAGUUGUUCGCCCGGUUUCCGUGGUGAUCCGUUUGUACAAUGCUUGCCCGAAGAAAGUAAGCUUCAACUGUCGCUUUUUGUGUGUUUUAUUUAUACUUUUCUAUGCAUGUUUCUUUCUUCCACUUUCAUCUAUGGUGUAGAACGACCUAUCUUAUAUGAACCGCCAGAAAAUCCUUGCUUACCGAAUCCAUGCGGACCAUACUCCAACUGUCGCGUUGUUGGUCAAACAUCAGCCUGUUCGUGCUUGCCAAACUAUAUUGGUCGACCGCCACAAUGUCGACCUGAAUGUACAAUAGAUUCUGAAUGUUCUGCUAAUCUUGCAUGCAUAAAUCAACGUUGUAAAGAUCCGUGCGUCGGCUCUUGUGGCAUUUCGACUGUAUGUACUGUUGUAAAUCAUUCACCUAUUUGUACAUGUCAGUACUUAUAUACUGGUGAUCCAUUUUCGGGUUGUUAUCCGGUGCCAAUAAAAGAUGAAGUUCUGCAACCAUGUAAUCCCAGUCCUUGUGGAGCAAAUGCCGUUUGCAAAGAACAAAAUGGUGCCGGCUCAUGUACAUGUCUGCCAGAAUACUUCGGUGAUCCUUACAGUGGCUGUCGCCCAGAAUGUGUAACUAAUAACGAUUGUCCAUCCGACCGAGCAUGUUUGAACAACAAAUGUAAAGAUCCAUGCCCAGGUGUCUGUGGCCAAAAUGCUCUUUGUCAUGUUUCCAAACAUGCGCCCAGUUGUACAUGCUUGGAAGGUUAUACUGGCAAUCCGUUUAGUUCUUGUCAUGAACCACCUCCACCGAAACAAAAUAUUCAACCCUGCGUACCGUCACCAUGUGGACCGAACAGUCAAUGUCGCGAAGUCGACAAUCAUGCCGUAUGUUCUUGUUUGCCGAACUACAUCGGCUCAGCACCAAACUGUCGUCCCGAAUGUGUAGUCAGUUCCGAAUGUGCCCAAGACAAGGCAUGUGUGAAUAAGAAAUGUCAAGAUCCUUGCCCGGGCACAUGUGGACAAAAUGCACGUUGCCAGGUCGUUAACCAUAAUCCGAUCUGCUCCUGUUCACCAGGUUUUACGGGCGAUCCAUUCGUUCGAUGUGAACAUAAAAUACAACACACACCAGUUGUAAUUGGUACAUGUUCGCCUAGUCCUUGCGGCCCACAUUCACAGUGUCGUGUUGUGGGCGAUACACCAGUAUGUUCAUGUUUACCGAAUUACAUUGGACGGGCGCCAAACUGUCGACCCGAAUGCAUGAUUAAUGCCGAAUGUCCGGCUAAUUUAGCAUGUAUCAGUGAAAGAUGUAAAGAUCCUUGCAUCGGUGUUUGUGGUAGAUUCACAACGUGUACCGUAUUGAAUCAUAAUUCGAUGUGUCAUUGUGUGGCUGGAUAUACGGGCGAUCCGUUUACUGGAUGUACAGAAAUUAUACGGAUACAACCAACAGAGCAACCUACAAACCCUUGUAAUCCUAGUCCAUGUGGAGCGAAUGCCGUGUGUAAGGAACGCAAUGGAGCUGGUUCAUGCGCGUGUCUUCCCGAUUACUUUGGUGAUCCAUAUAGUGGCUGUCGACCUGAAUGCAUUCAAGACUCCGAAUGCGAUCGAUUGAGAGCAUGUGUGAACAAUAAAUGUGUUGAUCCGUGCAUUGGUGUAUGUGGAGUAAAUGCUGAAUGUCGUGUGCAAAAUCAUUCACCAAAUUGCAUGUGCAUCCCCGGAUACACUGGUAAUCCGAUCGGCGUUUGCACAAAAAUAGAAACUCCGCCACUAGUAGAACGCGAUGAACAGCCAUGUAAUCCAUCGCCUUGCGGUCCUUACAGUCAAUGCAGAGAAGUAAACGGCCAUUCCGUAUGCUCCUGUCUGCAAGGCUACAUUGGAGCACCACCACAAUGUCGACCAGAAUGUACAACGAGCAGUGAAUGUUCGUCUACUCAGGCGUGUACCAAUCAAAAGUGCAUUGAUCCCUGCCCAGGCACGUGUGGUCUAAAUGCCCGGUGUGAAGUGUACAAUCACAGCCCCAUAUGCAGUUGUGGUCCAGAUCAUACAGGCGAUCCAUUCCGAAGCUGUCAACCGAUUAUACAUGAAAUAGAGAAGGUUGAGACACCACGUGAUCCGUGUCAACCGAAUCCUUGUGGUCCUUCGUCCACUUGCCGAAAUCAUGGUGGUACACCUACGUGUCAGUGCUUACAAGGAUAUAUUGGAGCACCGCCAAACUGCCGACCCGAAUGCGUUAUUAACGAUGAUUGUUCAGCUAGAUUGGCUUGCAUCAAUAAUAAGUGCAAAGAUCCAUGUCCCGGUUCUUGUGGCGUAAAUGCCGAGUGCUCGGUUCAUAGUCACACCGUGUCAUGUCAGUGUCCAACUGGUUACACUGGUAACCCGUUCGUUCAAUGCUUAUUUGUCCAAAAGGACGAGAAGCCCAUCAACCCAUGCGAUCCAUCGCCUUGUGGACCAAAUAGUGAAUGCAUCCAACGUAAUGGUGCUGGAUCAUGUAAAUGCAUCCAGGAUUAUACAGGAAAUCCAUAUGAAGGCUGUCGACCCGAAUGUGUUUUGAGCUCUGAUUGUCCAACGCACAAGGCCUGCAUCAGAAACAAAUGUAAAGAUCCUUGUCCAGGAGUUUGCGGUUUAAAUGCUCAAUGUAUACCGGUCAAUCAUAUUCCAACGUGCAUUUGCAUAGACGGAUAUGUUGGCAAUCCAUUGGUAUCAUGCCAAGAACCACCCAAAAUCGAUCAGACACCACUCGAUCCCUGCCAACCUAGCCCGUGUGGACCAAAUAGUAAAUGUCGUGUAGUCAACGAUAUUGCUGUCUGUUCGUGUGUUGACGAAUACAUCGGAUCGCCGCCGAAUUGCAGACCUGAAUGUACAGUCAAUUCUGAAUGUCCUCAGAAUAAAGCUUGUCAUAAAUUCAAGUGCGCCAAUCCUUGUGUGGGAACGUGUGGAGUUAAUGCCCGGUGCGAAGUUAUCAACCAUAAUCCAAUAUGUAGCUGUCCAUCGAAUAUGACUGGAGAUCCGUUUAUUCGUUGCACACCGAUUCCCAAAGCCGAUCCGGAACAACCAAAAGUACCCAUCAAUCCUUGCUAUCCAUCACCAUGCGGAAGUUUCGCCGAAUGUAGAGCAAUAGGCGAAACACCAUCAUGUUCCUGUUUACCAAACUAUUUCGGAGCACCGCCGAAUUGUCGACCAGAAUGUGUUGUCAAUACUGACUGUCCAUCCGACAAGUCGUGUAUUGCCGAAAAGUGUAGAAAUCCUUGUGAAGGAUCUUGUGGGUGGAAUGCUGAAUGUCGUGUACAAAAUCACAUUCCCAUUUGCCAAUGCCGAACAGGAUUUACCGGCGAUCCGUUUACACAGUGUUCCGAAAUUCAAAUCAUUCGAGAUCCCAUCGUAACUUCUCCAUGUGAUCCAUCGCCAUGCGGUUCGAAUGCUGAUUGCAAUGAUGGUGUUUGCACAUGUAGACACAACUACUUCGGUGAUCCGUAUUCGGGAUGCCGCCCUGAAUGCACUAUGAAUACUGACUGUUCACCGCAAAAGACUUGCAUAAAUAAUCGUUGUGUCGAUCCAUGUCCAGGAACUUGUGGAGAAAAUGCUCGCUGUGAUGUUUCCAAUCACAUACCAAGUUGUAGUUGCCCACCUGGUUACACCGGAGACGCUUUCGUUUUGUGUAGAAGAGAAGAACAAGUGCAGAAAGAUCCAUGCGGUUUUUGUGGACAAAAUGCAGUGUGUCGAAUCAGUCAAAAUGGCAUACCAGGAUGCUCAUGCCUUCCUGGAAUGAUUGGAAGUCCACCGUCGUGUCGACCAGAAUGUUUAUCCAGCGGAGACUGUCCAUUAGAACAGGCUUGUCUCAAUCAAAAAUGCGUGGAUCCAUGCCCUGGAACAUGUGGCAGCAAUGCCAAAUGUAAAGUGAUCAAUCACAAUCCGAUCUGUACCUGUGCAACUGGCUUCACUGGCGAUCCGUUCACACGUUGCUAUGCCGAAAUUAUCGAUAACGAUCCUCCACCGAAAUUGAAUCCAUGCCAUCCGAGCCCGUGCGGACCGAACGCUGAAUGCAAAGUCAUUCGUGAAACUGCAGCAUGCUCAUGUCUGGCAAAUUACAUCGGUUCACCGCCGAACUGUCGACCAGAGUGCACCAUCAAUCCCGAGUGUCCGAGAGAUAAAGCUUGUAUGCGACAACGAUGUGUGGAUCCAUGUCCUGGAAUUUGCGGAGUUAACGCACGUUGCACGGUUAUUAAUCACACACCAUCUUGUUCCUGUGAUAUUGGCUACACCGGCGAUCCGUUCACCAAUUGCGUGCUGAAGCAGGAACCACCUGUGGAUCCUCCUGUUCAAGAUCCUUGCGUACCUUCGCCUUGUGGAGCCAACGCUCGUUGUCGUGUUGAAAAUAACUACGCAAUUUGUGAAUGUAUCCAGGAAUACCACGGCAAUCCGUACGAUGGAUGUCGUCCGGAAUGUGUUAGCAAUUCUGAAUGUCCAAUGAACCGUGCUUGCAUCCGGAAUAAGUGUCAAGAUCCAUGCAUUGGAACUUGUGGCGUAGAAGCUCAAUGCUCAGUAACCAAUCAUAUACCGAUUUGUACAUGUCCGCCGGGUACUACAGGUGACGCGUUUAGACAAUGCAUAGCCUAUGUUGAAAAAGAUAUUCCGGUUCACGUUGCCGAUCCGUGCUAUCCAAGUCCUUGCGGUCAAAAUACAGUCUGUCGCCGUUCUCAAAAUCGCGCCGUCUGCGAAUGUAUACCUGGAUAUUAUGGAAAUCCAUCCGGCAGUGGAUGUCAUGCUGAAUGUACAAUCAGUGCUGAUUGUUCGCGUGAUAAGGCUUGUGUCAAUAACAAAUGCGUGGAUCCAUGCCCAGGUGUUUGUGGACAAAAUGCAUUGUGCCAUACAGUCAAUCAUAAACCAACCUGCUCAUGUCCAAACACAAUGGUUGGCGAUCCAUUCGUUCAAUGUCGACCAGCUGUUACUUAUCCAGCUGAUCCAUGCAAUCCAUCACCUUGUGCGCAAAACGGACAUUGUCGCGUGAUAAACGGAGCGGCUAUUUGCACAUACCCAGAAUGUAUAACAAAUGACGAUUGUUCGUCGGACCGUGCCUGUUUCAAUCAAAAGUGUAGCGAUCCUUGCGUAAACGCAUGCGGAAUCAAUGCCAUUUGCCACGGUAUUAAUCACAAGGCAGUAUGUUCAUGCCCGCCAGGAUUCUUCGGAUCACCUUACGUACAGUGUUUGGAAGAACGACAGCCAACGAUAAAACCGGAAUGUGAACGAGAUUCGGACUGUACCAAUGACAAGGCUUGUAUCAAUCAACAAUGUCGCAAUCCGUGUGCAGAGGGCAACGUUUGUAGUGCGAAUGCAGAAUGUCAUGUUCAAUUCCAUCGGCCGAUUUGUGUGUGUCGUGAAGGUUUCACCGGAAAUGCUCAGACUGCUUGCUAUGAAAUUGGAUGUCGAUCCGAUUCGGAUUGUCCGGUGACACAAGCUUGCAUCAAUCGAGAGUGUGUCGACACAUGCGAACGAACUCAAUGCGGCCAGAAUGCUUACUGUCGAUCUGACUUCAAUCAUCGUGCAAGAUGCUACUGCUUGGACGGCUAUAGAGGCAAUCCGUUGGUGAAAUGCGACCGACCGGAAUGUACACGCGACGAAGAAUGCCCGUUCAAUUUAGCUUGCAAGAAUGAAAAAUGUCGCGAUCCUUGUGAUUGUGGUGUCGGUGCCCAGUGUCGUGUUGAUAAUCAUCGAGCUUCAUGCAAAUGUCCACCAGGAUAUAAUGGUGAUCCACAUGUUGCAUGCACGAGAAUUCCAGUUGAACACAGUCCACAAUGUUCGAUGGAUGCUGAUUGUCCGAGCAAACUGGCUUGCUUCAGUGGCGUAUGUAAAAAUCCUUGCUACGAGACAAAACCAUGCGGAAGUCACGCAACUUGUUCGGUCGUCGAUUCACUGCCACUGCGAACAAUGGUUUGUCAAUGUGACCCUGGUUAUAUUGGUGAUGCGGACGUAGCCUGUCGAUUAGCUCCACAAAAGGACACAAACCCAUGCGUAGAAGCCAAUCCAUGUGCUCCGACAGCCGAAUGUUCCGUUCAGAACAAUCGUGCCAUCUGCAGAUGUCCAGCCGGUUUGGUCGGAGAUCCAUUCGUGAAUUGCUUCAAAGAACCAACCACUCCAACGCCGGAAUGUCGAACCGAUUCGGAAUGCUCAUCGAGUCAAGCUUGCAUCAGCGAAAAAUGUCGAGAUCCAUGUGCCGAACGAAAUCCAUGCGCUCAGAAUGCUGAAUGCCGAGUGUCGCAACACCGACCGUUGUGCUAUUGUCCGAUUGGAUGGGGCGGAGAUCCUCAAGUGCAAUGUUACAAACCGGAAUGUAAAACCGACUAUGACUGUCCGUACGAUAAGACGUGUCACAAUGAGAAUUGCUUGAAUCCUUGCACCCUCGGAUCGGUUCAGUGUGGUCGCGGUGCUGAAUGUUUGGCACAAAAUCAUAAGGCAAAUUGUAUUUGUCCGGCAGGAACCCAAGGUAAUCCGUUGGUUUCUUGUGUCACUGGAGUCUGUCAGUACAACGAAGAUUGCCGUGAUGACGAAGCUUGCGAUCGAUUGAAUCGAGUGUGCCGUAAAGUAUGUGAUUCAGAUAGCUGUGCAGAAACUGCAAUAUGUGAGGGUAGAGCACAUCAACCUGUUUGUAGCUGUCGACCGGGAACGACUGGUAAUCCGUAUGUCGAAUGUUCGGCAUACAGAGACGUUCAACCAGAGUGUCGAGUGGAUGCUGACUGUCCAUCACAAUUCGCCUGUAUCAACAAACGAUGCGAAAAUCCAUGCGCAAAAUCAAACGUUUGCUCGCCAGAACAAACUUGCACAGUUCUAGACAGUUUGCCACUACGCACAGUGAUAUGCAGAUGUCCCGUUGACAUGAUUACCGAUAGCACUGGACGCUGUGUUCCGGUCAAACAUGAAGAGCCCGGCUGCCAAUUGGAUGUAGAUUGCCCCGAUUCUGAUAAAUGCAUCCGUGGAACGUGUACUUUGGCUUGUCGAGUAGAACAAUGCGGUAUUAACGCUUUAUGUCGAUCAACAUCACAUCGUGCAAUUUGUACAUGUCCACCAGGCUAUGAAGGCAAUCCGAUGAUAGAAUGCUCUCCAACUCCGAAAAAUCCAAUAGCAGUUGUUCCAGCCGAAUGUUAUGUAGACGAGGACUGUCCAAACGAUCGUAUUUGCAAAAACGAUCGCUGUGUAAAUCCAUGCACAUACGAACGACCUUGUGGACGUGGUGCAUUCUGUCACGCUCAAGAUCACCGAGCCAUCUGUAAAUGUCCGAGCGGCUACAAUGGUAAUCCUGUGAUCGAGUGUGUUCCACCGAGCGAGGCAACCAUUGGAUGCAAAUCAAACUCUGACUGUACCCUCUCCGAGUCGUGUGUGAACGAAAUUUGCGUUAAUCCGUGCAACUGUGGCGUUGAUGCUGAAUGUCAUGUCGCCAAUCACCAUCCAGUUUGUCACUGUAAACCCGGAUAUUCUGGAAAUCCACAAUUCGGUUGCGUUAAAUUGGGCUGUCAGUCUGACGACGAGUGUAGCAACAGUAAACAAUGCUUCAAUGGCGAAUGCAUAAAUCCAUGUGCUCUGAGUGAUCCAUGCGCAGUAAAUGCAGAAUGUUAUGGCCACAAUCAUCGUGCUGCUUGCCGUUGUCCUGCUGGCCUGGAAGGCAAUCCAUUUGAAAGAUGCGCACGAGUUGAAUGUCAUUCAGACUUCGAUUGCCCUAGUGACAGAGCUUGCAUUGACAACCAUUGCAUUAAUCCCUGUGCAUCAAACUUUAAUCCACCGUGUGCUCCGAAUGCCAUCUGCUUUGUACGAAACCAUAUUGCCAGUUGUAAAUGUCCAGACGAUUUGCCGGAAGGAAACCCAUUGUCCUAUUGCGAAAGAAGACAAAUCCAACAAGAUAAACCGGAAUGUGUCCAGGAUUACGAUUGUCCCAGUAAAAUGGCUUGCAUUCGAGAAAAAUGCGUGAAUCCAUGCACAGAACUCAUUCCAUGCUCACCAACCGCCAAAUGUAGUGUGCUGGAUAGCUCACCAGUUCGAACAAUGAUCUGUGAAUGUCCAGAAUUAUGGGUGCCAGAUCAGAACGGUGAAUGUCGCAGAAUUGUACUUCCGACACCACCAGGAUGUCAACAAGAUAGUGAAUGUCCAGACAACGAGUCUUGCAUCAAUCGACAAUGCAGAAAUCCCUGUGAUUGCGGAAUCCAUGCCGUUUGUAGAGUGCAAAAUCAUCGUGCCACCUGUUCUUGCGAAGAAGGCUACGAAGGAAACCCAACUACAGCUUGUAGAACAGUUGGAUGUCGCAUUGAUUCGGAAUGUGAUUCCGGCAAGGCUUGUAUUAAUGGAAACUGUGUGAACCCGUGCAUUAUCAACGAUCCAUGUGGAUUGAACGCCGAAUGUUAUCCGGUCGGUAAUAAAGCUCAAUGUCGAUGCUUAAGUGGUUAUCGAGGAAAUCCAUGGGAGAGAUGCAAUGUUGUCGGCUGUCGAAGUAACAGUGAUUGUCCGAGCGACAAGGGAUGCGAAAAUGCACAGUGCGUCAAUCCAUGCGUUUAUGACAACGUAUGUUCUCCACGUGCCGAGUGUUCUCCACAAAAUCACAUGGCCGUAUGCAAGUGUCCUCCAGGUUACAUUGGCAAUCCAUACGUAGACUGCAAACCGGAACCGGUGCAUGAAUGUACUUACGAUACUGAUUGUCCAUCGCGAUUGGCUUGCAUCGAUCACAAAUGUAUCGAUCCAUGUAUUGCACUGGAACCCUGUCAGCGACCAUCACGCUGUGAAGUUGUUCCAUCAUCACCAGUACGAACAAUGAUCUGUGUUUGCCCCGAAGGAUAUGUCAGCAGUGGAAGCGGAACAUGUAAGCCAUUGAAACCAGUCCUCGAUGUAGGCGGAUGCAUAUCAGACUCCGAUUGUCCAAGCGAUAAGGCGUGUGUGAACGACAUAUGCCGUGAUCCAUGCAACUGUGGACCGAAUGCUGAAUGCAGAGUCAAAGACCAUAAACCAGUGUGUUCAUGUCAGCAAGGCUACGACGGAAAUCCAGAAAUUCAAUGCAUCAAAAUUGGCUGCACAUCAGAUUCCGAAUGCUCGAAAACUCAUACCUGCGUCAAUCGACAAUGUGUACCCGCUUGUUCGGCCGAUCGAAAUCAAUGCGGUGAACGAGCUGAAUGUUAUGGUAUCAACCAUCGUGCCGUUUGCGAAUGUCUGCCAGGAUAUAGUGGUGAUCCAAGACUUGCUUGUGUCCUACUGGGUUGUCGCAGUGACGAUGAAUGUCCAGUCGAUAAGGCUUGCAUAAACAGUAAAUGCGAAAAUCCGUGCGAGAAGACUGCAGUCUGCGAACGAACUGAAAUUUGUCGAGUGUACAACCAUCGACCGGAAUGUGCCUGUCCACCUGGAUACGUGAGUGACCUGAACCGUGUCUGCGUAGAAUUGGACGAGAUUUGUCAAUACGACGGUGAUUGUCCAUCACAAACUGCUUGCAUUCGCGGUCAAUGUGUCAAUCCAUGCAAUGCCACUCGACCGUGCGGAGUAAAUGCUGAAUGUAAGGUUUUGGAUACAGUUCCUGUAAGGACAAUGGUUUGCAUAUGUAUCCCAGGCUAUCAAGGAAACGCAGCUGUACAGUGCGAUAAACGUAAGCCAGAAUGCCUCAUCGAAAAGGGAUUCGUCCGUGACGACAAUGGACUCUGUGUGUGUGCACCUGGUAGUGCUUUGGACAUCUAUGAAAAUUGCACUCCUUGCCGCAUAGAACUCGGCUACAAGAUCGAUGAAACUGGCCAUUGUGUUUGCGCCUUGGAACGUGGAUUAGUUAUCGACGAACGCGGUCGUUGUGUAUGUCCAGUCAAACAUGGUUACCGCUUGACACCACGCGGUGAAUGCAUUCCAGAGAUCAUUCCGAAGUGCUACACCGAUGACGAUUGUCCAGAUAACCGUUACUGCGAUCAGGAGUCCCGAACGUGUGAAGAUCCUUGCCUUGCUAAGGCAUGCGGUGUAAAUGCCUACUGCAAUGCCACCAAUCAUCGAGCAAUUUGCACAUGUCUAACUGGAUACUACGGCAAUCCCGAAGUGCUGUGCAACAACACAUAUCGCAAAGAAUUCCCUCGACCCGAAAUACUUGUCAGCUGUUUGGCUGAUGGAGUGCAGGUCGAAAUACACAUCGCUGAGGAAGGAUUCAAUGGAGUGUUGUAUGUGAAAGGUCACAGCAAGGACGAAGACUGUCGUCGCGUUGUCAACCUAACACCGGAAACUGUUCCACACACGGAGAUUUUCAAAGUUCAAUUCGGUAACUGUGGUCUCAUUCAUGUGAAUGGAAUUGCCAGUUUUGUGUUGGUCAUGCAGAAACAUCCGAAAUUGGUCACAUACAAGGCACAGGCAUACCAAAUUCGCUGUGUCUACCAAACCGGAGAACAGAGUGUGAUGGUAGGAUUCAAUGUGUCGAUGUUGACAACGGCUGGCACGAUUGCGAACACCGGUCCCCCACCUGUAUGUACAAUGAGAAUUGUGACGAACAACGGAAACGAGAUAAGUUCAGCGGAAAUUGGCGACAACUUAAUGUUGCAAGUGGAAGUGCAGCCAGCAACAAUCUAUGGAGGUUUUGCUCGUAGCUGUGUGGCCAAGACAUUGGAAGACAGUGUCGAGAACGAGUACAUUGUGACGGACGAAAAUGGUUGUGCUACCGAUCCAAGCAUCUUCGGCGAAUGGGAAUAUAAGAGCGAAACGAAUAGUCUGCUAGCAAGUUUCAAUGCAUUCAAAUUCCCGUCCAGCGAUAACAUCCGGUUCCAAUGUAACAUCCGAGUGUGUUUCGGUAAAUGUCAGCCGGUUAAUUGCCGUGGCUACAAUGCUUUCGGUAGACGACGUAGACGUCGUCAGAUCUCCGACGGGCGCCAAUUCAAUUCAUCGAAUACCGCACUGGCCGAAAACGAUUUGGGUGGAUUUGGACAACUGAGGGAAGAAAUAACCAUAGAAUCGAAUCCGAUUUUGACGUUCGAACGACGUGACGAGCGAUUAUCUGAUGGAAGGCAGAUACUUCCAGCUGCACAACGGGUCGAAGACAUUUGUGUGUCGAUGAUUGGCCUCAUCAUAGCAUUGGUAAUAACAGCACUACUAUCACUAGUCGCUGUAGCUGUAGCCGUAUCAUGUUGGUUAAUGGCCUACCGACGACGACCGAAAGCAACUGGACCACUGCCACAUCCGCCCGAAUUCCCCAAUCCACUGUUUACGAAUCCGGACGCUGUGUCUGAACCAACGCCGGAUUAUCUAUCGUAAAUAGUAAGUUAGAAAUUAGGGUGAGAAAUCAAAGAAUUGAGAAAAUUGUAAAAAAUUAUAAGAAAAAUAAGGAAAAACCAAUAACACACGAAAUGAUACACAGACAAUCAAAUUGGUGCUUAACAAAAAGAAAAAAUCAUUUCCGUCUCUAGAUGUAAUGUUCAUAGGAUAUUCGCACAACUGUAGCGAAUUAAAAGAAAAAUGAAAAUGAAAGAAAAAAUGGAACAUUUGUAUGACAAAUUAUAUAAUGUAAAGCAGAAUGAACUAUGACGAACAACAAACGUCCAAGAAAAAGACGAAGAAGAAGGUCAACAACAACAACAAAAGUGUUGAAAAUGUGCAAAGAGAAAACCGAAAUUGUUGUUCGCAAACGAAUUCUUGAAGAGAAAAAGCUUAUUGCUCAGCCCCAUUGUAAUAUAAAAUAAUUAUUUUUUUAACUAAUUUAAUUAAAUUUAAUUGUAAACAAAAGAACACGGCGACUCUUGCGCCCCAUAAAUGUAUGGCCUACUUCUAACCAGAAUGGGACACGUUAAAGCGGAAGAUCAACAACGAAAAAAACUCAUCAAAAUGGAAUUAAGGAAAAUGUCCGAUUAAACAAACAAAAAAAAAACUGCCAACUGAUCUUCCAACCAGCAAGUGAUCUGUGUUCUUCAAAUGCAAUGACGACAACUCCUCCGAUGGCCGAACUUUUAAACUCUAGUCUCACUAUGUAAACCUUAAUAAUUAUGAUUUUUCGAAAUUGAUGGUGAAGGCCUGCGUUUUUUAAGUUUUUUUUUAUUUGAUAAAGAGAAGAAGAAGUCGAAAUUUUAUUUAAUAUUUUAAGUGGGUUUCGAAACUCCUUGUUUACAACUGCCCCCCGUUCACUGUUUCUUUAGCUUUGUGUCGUACACACAUACACACAGGAAAAAGAAGAAAACUUCGCACACUCAACUGUUUAUAGUUACUAUAAAUAUUAUUUAUGUAAAAGCACUCGUGGUGGGCUGCAGACCGAUAUAGGCAGUCGCAAUACUUCACUCGUAUUAUAAUUUUAAUUACAUAAAUUGGACAAUGUAAAUUAAUGUGUAAAUCUCCGACGGCCACUGGAGGAUUUGAACUAAUCAAAAUGGAGGAAUAUAAAAAGAAGGAAGAGGAAGAAAGUGAUUUUCAACACCUAAAAUGAGUAAAAUUUAUAGAAAAACAACGAAAAAAAUGUUAGUCAAAGAAAAUUGUAAAUUUUUUCCGUUUUAAAAAUAGAAAGAAAAAAAAAUUAAAAAAACGAAAAAAAAUGGAAUGAAUGCUGGAAUGAUCUUUUUAUAUUAAAGAAUUAUGAAAUCAUGUGAUUUGUGUUACUCUGAAUAUUAAUUAAUUAACGAAUUUAUGUCGUAAGCUUACCCAUUAAGAAGAUGAAAAAAAAACUAAAAUUUGUAUAAAAAAGGAAACAAUUGAAAACGGCAGCUUUAGUCGUAACAUCACUCAAAGGAGAAAA
Messenger RNA from Bradysia coprophila, 31971 nucleotides. RefSeq lists its product as uncharacterized. The record is from RefSeq and is a predicted model, not a curated record. Gene Ontology annotation, molecular function: calcium ion binding. NCBI's taxonomy places the organism in Eukaryota, Metazoa, Arthropoda, Insecta, Diptera, Sciaridae.